AUCGAGAGAUGGCGCUGUUUAUUUUUGCAGCUUGGCGACUUGGUUAGAAACAAACUCCGCAGAUCAGAAAAGGAUAUUUCACUCGUUUUAAUCUCCUAUCUUAGUUUGUAUAAUAUGUAACUUAUGCAGAGGGGUGACCAGGAGAAGGGAUUUGCGAAGGAUCGUUCGUUCACUUUAUACAAGCAGAUUAGACCAUAUCAGAGCUCACUCAACUCAGAAGUUACAGCUCUGUGUUUCUGCAUGACUUUUGCCGAGUCGCUAUCCGUCAUCUGCGGGAGGUCUCUGGAGUAGCAGUCAACGCCGGGCCCGCUGGUAGAGAAGCCCGGGCCCUGCCCUGCUGAAUUAUGUUGAUCAUAUUUUUGCGCCGUUAGAGUCUGCCUCAGAAUCAAAAUGGCCAAAUUCAUCACACCUGUAUCAGAGACAAGAGAAAAUGUACAAAGAUUAAAAGGGGACUACCGUUAUGGACAUUUUGAGGUCAUCCCAAACCUUCCAACCUCAGGUCCUGCCCAAAAUUCUGAAAAGCAUGUCAGGACUUAUUUCAAUAACAAACAAAUAUUCCGAACCAUUUGUGAGUGGUUUGAGGUCUGGAUGCCAUGGCAGAGGCGCAUUGUUCUCUGUGGUACUACAGAUAGGUGUUCUACAUCUCAGCUUGAGUAUCUUGCUACAGCCUUAGAACCAGUGUUUCACAGGGACUUCCAGACCUCCCUGAGAGGGAGCUAUCCAUCACUGACCUCCAGAAAAGUGAUCCACACCAAUGAACAAUGGGAGAGAGCAGUUAAAAUGGCAGAUUCUGAUUUGAGUAUUGUCUACACUAAGAAAGAGAGCCAACCUUUGUCAAACAAAGAGUUACAUUCUGUAAACACAUUUGCUUUAAAAUUUGUCAGUGGUGUCAUUGCUGAAGCAGUUCAGAUAGCUGCAAGAAAGGAUGCAGAAGACAGUUCUGGUGUAGACUCUUAUGAUGACAGUCAGAAAUCAAAGGGCAAAAAAGGACAUCAGAGAAAGCCUUCGCCAAUAGUAGAAGUCCAAGAGACCUCACCCAUUGUAAUUGAGAGUAAUGGAUCUCGUACCUUGAGCCCAACUACUAGUCGGUCACAGCAAAGUGGAUGUUCAUCAUCUUCCAAAGACACUUUGCUGAAAGUUCCAAAGAGUGAAAGGACCAGUUUCUCUGGCACAAAACACAGCACAACUUCCAGUCAAAGAGAUGGCCUUCUGUUUAUAGAGCGGAAGAGUGUUGACACCUCAUCUUUCGUCAACCAAAUUAAUUCUUCCGCUCACCCCCUUGAGUCUUCCUUUUCUGCAAAGCCAUCAGAAAGGCGAAAAACAAAGAAUCGAUCAAUGGCUUAUAAUCAGUAUUUCUGUGGACAGGAGGAUACAGGCUUAGUUGAUCAGCAUCACUUGGAUGCUCUACCACCUCUUGAGGCCAAAAAGGUGUCCACUUUCAACUGGUGUAUGAGUCACAGGGUCACACCUUCUGCAGGGUCAACUGUAGCUGGAUCAGCAGAAAGCCAUAGAAGUAAACUACACAAGCACACCAAGACCUAUCCAACCCCAGGAAGUGCAGCAACCACAACAGACUUCUUUGAUCGCUCAAAGAUACAGAAACUAGGUGCAAUGAAAGGGGUUUUACGUACAGGUCAUAUCAACAAGCCACCCCUAGUUCAAGAUCUGUACAUCCCUGUCCAGAAAACUUUCAAGCCAAGCAAGUGGUGGACACCUAGACCUGUAGUGGUCCCUGCAAAGAAGCAACAACUGAGGGCAGCAUUCAAGGAUCAGUUGGAACAGAUAUGGAUUUGGUUGAAAGAAUGGGAAGACCAUGAGAAAGGGGAUCUUUUAGUUGAACUCAUCAAGAUGUGUGACCAGGAACUUAUCAAGUUCUUUGCUUCCUGCCUCACCAAACGGUUACAUCAGUAUGUGAAUUGGUUAGAGGAUCGUAUGGAUAUCAACAGCCUUCCAGAUAAAGUUCUUCUUCAUAUCUUCUACAUGCUAUCUCCUAAGGACCUACUACAGGUAGAGUUGGUAUGUAGGAGAUGGCGAUUCCUUGUCUCACAAGAAGAGCUCUGGCGCUACCAAUGCUUACUAUUAGGAGCAUCCCAUGGGUCUCCUGAUCUUGUUCAACUGAUUGAGUUCUAUAUGAGUGAGAAUGCUGUAGACUGGAGGGAAGCUUAUUGGAACCUUACUGAUAUUAUGGUACAUCAUGAUGAAGUAGUCCUAGUUGGAUCAAUACCAAAACCUGCUUUGAAGAGGAUGUGGAGGAUGGUAACUGAUAGAAUCUCUGAAUUAAGAAGAAGACAUCUUCAUGAAGACACUGAAUCAGAAUCAUCAGAAUCUACUGUGGUAUCUAAGUCAGACUCUGUUUGUUCAGAAGUAGUCGAGAUAGCAGUCGCUGUUGCCCAUCCAAGACCAAGUAGUGCUCACACAGAAACCUCUUCUGAUAUUGAACGUGAUGAACCUGAUAUGAGGUCUGCUGAAGCCCACACCCCUGUAGAUGAGAUUCUACGUAUGAGAAAGAGGACUACUUCAAGGAAGAGAAGAUCUACCAAGAAGGAGGAUAUUGCAUUAGACAUCAGGCCUGAGUUACAUAGAGCUAAAGAUCUACUGAAUCCAUCAGAAGAAGAUGAUGAAGAGCACAUCCAUUAUGAUGGAAAGAUCAAGCAAAUCAAGAGAGUUCGUCGACUACAGACUGUGUCUUUGGAAGAUCUGGAUGCAUGUUUAGGGAUCUGUCGAAAGGAUACACCAGAGCUGAUUCAAUUGGAGUAG
This is a messenger RNA of Lytechinus pictus (painted urchin), 2757 nucleotides long. RefSeq lists its product as uncharacterized. Lineage: Eukaryota; Metazoa; Echinodermata; Echinoidea; Temnopleuroida; Toxopneustidae. The record is from RefSeq and is a predicted model, not a curated record. Gene Ontology annotation, cellular component: U4/U6 x U5 tri-snRNP complex. Gene Ontology annotation, molecular function: U6 snRNA binding; U4 snRNA binding; protein binding. Gene Ontology annotation, biological process: mRNA splicing, via spliceosome. The transcript has 13 exons. Bases 391 to 2757 code for a protein of 788 amino acids.